CAUUCCAUCCAAGAUGGUGGCCCACACUGUGCGUAAAAUGAUUGUAAAGGAAACCAAAACAAGGACGUUUGCUUUGCUUAUCGUCAUGCUUUUGCUGUGUUUUACUUGCUCUGAAGCAACCACACACUGGCUGGUUACAGAACAAGGCAUGAUAACGCAACAGCUAAACUCAGAUUUCAAUAUGAGGGAGCCUUACAACUUGAUUGCAUUUCUGAAGCAAGGGCGACGCAGCAAUCACAUCCGAGAGCUUGAAGUGGAGCUUGAGCAUCAAAAGAGAGAGAUCGAAGCCAAUGAGGACAAAGAUCUUGACUUGGAGCAAAGGUUUCUUAGCACUGACGCAGACUGCAUCUCAGCACAAGAGCCCCUGGCUCAGCAUAAUCUUUACCCUACGAUGACCAUCCCCUUUAGUCUCAAGAAUAUCAAGGUAUCAGAUUAUGUGGAUUUGUCCGCAACUUCAGAAAGUAAGAAAACUAUUGAGCCAAACUGCACCAAAGUCUUGCCAUUGCCCUUUAGCAUGCAUGCAUAUGAUCAUCUACAGGGCAUACAAGGAAAAAACAACCUCACAGAUUUUGCCGAGUCAAUUAUUGGUGAGGAGGUCAAAGGGACGUGUGUUUUUGAAGGGAGUGGGCCAGGAAUCUACAAUGCCCUUGAAGAGAAUAAAACGUCCUGGCAACUCUACACAAUAGCUACUUUCUACUGGCGAUCAGUCGGCAACUCAGAGCAAGUGAUAGAAUGUGGAAGACGAGCUCUUCAUUUCGCUCCUCGCAAAGACAAGAACAUAGUUUUGGUGAACAUGGCUAGUGUACUCCAUCGUAGCCAUUAUUCAACAUCGGCGGCCAUCUUGGCUGAAGCGGCCCUGGAGUCUGGAGAAGAGUUGGCUAAACUGCAUCUACUACUUGGCAGUAUAUAUGCGACGAUUGGAGAGUAUGAUCGAUCUGUCUCCCACUUUGAACAAUCGAUAAAUCUUGGUAUAACUGAUUCGUGUUGGGCACAACGCCGUAUUCAUGCUGUGCGAUGUCAUCAGAAGCUUGAACAAGCCUUGGAGGCACAACAUUUGUCUUUGAAGCGGACUCUGUCCGAGCUUCAAGACUUUAAGAUAAAACAAGAUGAGUUUGAAAAAGUUCAGAAGAAAAUGAAGGUUGCUCAAUGUAGAGUGGAGGAUCAAUUUGAAUCUAAUCUAAGUUACCAUCGACAUCGACUCAACAGAGGACUGGCCGAUAAUCCUCAUUGUCAAAUGAAAGAUAUGGGAGACGGAUCUCAAUCAGUGGUGUGCACCCGGGGUACUCAACCCGAUCUAAGCAUCUUUGGAAUCCCUCUUCAAGAUGAUCAGGAUGUUGAGAUGGUUGACACAGCAUCUAUAAGAAAUAACUGUCUACAACUUCCGAAUGGGGAGGAGAGUUGCUUCAAUUUGAGUGCCGGUCUUCGUCGGAGCUACACGGCUUAUUUCAACCCUGGUAAUAUCCCACCUCCCCCCUGGAACAGAAUAGACUGGCCCAGCGAGAAUGAUUGCCGGAAUGUCCCGCAUGAGCUCCCUGAGUGGAGUAAAUAUGCACCAACGUACUUGCCCCCGGAAAGUAAAGGUUUGAGAGUCAAGCAUCUCGUCAACGAGAACCUGAACCUGUUUGAGAAUGAUGUCCAUCCGUUGCCAUGGUUCCCACCUGUCUGCGUUACCGUGGAAACACUAACAGAUGGCAACACAGCGAUGGACUUUGUAGAGAGUAUUACACAGAGAGCGUCUUUGCCACUUACUGAUACGAUCAAGAGUCUCAGCCCACAACUACUAGCUCUUGUCAACAGUAACCAGGCUAGUGAAGAGGAGCUAUCCCAACGUAUUCUUACAGCGUUUGAAGAACCCAAGAAUGCAGAUGAGAAAUGGCUUCUAUAUAACUUAGGUGGCUUCUACUGGCUUAUGAUUGGCAAUAACUUCCACGGUGUGGAGUGUUUACGUCGAGCCCUCGUUCACGCUCCGGUUGAGUAUGCGGAUGUGCCGCUUGUUAAUGCCGCCAGUGUGCUACUGCAUGCUGGGAAGGCUGAAGAUGCUGUACAAUUGCUACGCAUGGCUCUUGUCGUCAACAAAACAGAGCCAAUCACGCACUUCGUCCUGGCCAAUGCAAUGGCUGCCAGCGGAAACCUGGAUUCUGCUGCCAAUGAGUUCAUAGUCGCUUUGAACUCUGACCCAAAGGACCAAUAUCUCAACUCACUCAAGCAACUCAAGUGCUUCUUGAAAUGGGAGGAUUUUACGAGGCAUCAAAACGAGGACGAAGUCAAAGGUCAGAGGUUACACCAACGUGAGAGUCGUACGGUUUGCUCGCACAACAGCAACGGGGAAGAGCGUUGCCAGACGGAGACGCGUACCAGAGAGUUUGUACCUAGAGACACGGAGACGUGUUCCAAGGAUGACCCCUCGUGCAACGAACGAGGUGAAACGGACUGCUGGACGUCCAAUGGUGAGGCGGGACGUAACCAUGAAGCGCCCUCUAGUGUUGACCACCUUCCUAAAGUGGAUAAGUCUCACGUUGUUAAUAUACGAAGACCUGCGCAAAAUGGUGAACCGGUGAGAGUAAGUUUAAACAGAGAGAGUGAAACGGUUCCUCCACCAGCCUCUGGUCCAAACAUUCCUGCCAUCAAACCAUCGCCUAAUGUCGAUUCUAGUGAUUUUGAUAAUUUGACGAGGUUGCCAUGGCCGACGCUAGAUGAUUGUAAACAGUAUAAGAAGGUGAACCUCAAGAUGUUAUAUACAACGUGGGUCUCUGUCACGGCCAAGAGUAUCAGAAUCGAGGACCACAUAGACUUGCAGUCUCCGCUACUAACCAGUCACUUGGAACCGGUUUGCAAUGCCGAGGUGGGUACCAGUAUGCAUACGUUGGAUCACCUUCAGGGAAUGGCGCACCGGGCCAACAUGGAAUACAUGGCUGAGCUAGGGUUAGAUGAAGCCCUGGAGUCUCUACAGUGGAACGAGUCGUCUAUGACGGUGGAAUCGGCUGGGACUAGGAUUGCUCUAGCAUUGCAAAAAAAUACUACAUCUUGGGUUCUUACAAACAUGGCUGCUGUUUACUGGCGUCGCUCUGGAAACGCUGUCAACGCCUUGAACUGUCUCCGAGUUGCUCUCCAUUAUUCGGAUCACAUGGUCAAGGACCUCGCGUUAAUCAGCAUAGCCAAUAUUUUCCAUCGGACGGGUUUUAUCGAUGACGGGAUAGUAGUCGCCCAGAUGGCCUGGGAGAUCUCUAGUGAGCUGGUACUCUGUCAAUUCACUCUUGCCAACCUUUACGCAGCUAAGGGCCAGUUUGAUAAAGCCAUUCAACUGUAUGAAACCAUGGUCAUAGCUCAUACCUCAUUCAGCCCAGCCAUUGAACGACUCAAGACCAUCAAAUGCGCCGUUCUCCAGAAGACGAACGGCAACCCCGCCUCCAUGUUUGGCAAAUUAACAUAAUAGGGUCAUAGGUCAACUCCACCUCAAUGUUUGGUAAAUUAACAUAAUAGGGUCAUAGGUUAACUCCACCUCAAUGUUUGGUAAAUUAACAUAAUAGGGUCAUAGGUCAACUCCACCUCAAUGUUUGGUAAUCUAACAUAAUAGGUAAACCCUCAAUGGUUGGCAGGUUAACAUCAUAGGGUCAUAGGUCCACCCUGUCCUUAUUUUGGCCAAAUUAACAUAACAGGGUCAUAGGUCAUGGCUAGUACUUUGUAACCAAAAGCCAUUUAUAUUAACUGUUGUGUGCAUUGGUUUCCACCCAGAGCCUUUUAACCUUUUUUUUUUUUUUUUUUUUUUUUUUUUUUUUGGGGGGGGGGGGAGAUUUUGAAGACCACAGUCUUCAAAGUGAAUGAAAAUGUUCAAGCCAUUUGAAUAAGGAGGACCUGGAUUGAAAUGAUCCGCCCAUUCUUUAAGCAGUACUACAUAUUAGUUGGCAGUAUAUCACUUUUCAAAUGUGACGCCCUUGCCAAAAUCAUGAUUAUGAUAGCUUGAUUGCUACUCAGAUGAACUGCUUCAAUUUAGAACUGUUUUUUAAUUAACAGGUUUAUUGUAACCAGGUUUAUGUAAGGUACUGGUAACUACCAGUUAAUCCUGUUGUUGUAUCUUAUUACUGGAUUGUCAGUUUGGUUAUUUCAUAACUAGUUUUUGAUAACUGGGUUUUGAUUAUCAUAACUAGUUAUCAUAACCAGGUUAUGUUAAACUUGACUGUUUUAUUAUAACUAGAUGAUGAUAACCAAUCAUCUAUGUGUAAUUUUCCUUGUUCAAAGUUUACAGUAACAAAUGUGUGAUUUUACAAACAAUGAUAUUUCUAUGAAAAACUAAAAGAUUUUAGGGCACUGUUCUUCACAGUGAUUCAGUCUAUUUUCUCCUUUAAAACCAGCACAAUUAUUGUAAUAAAUCAUCACUAUUUUCUGACACUUUAUUCUAAUACAAAUAUGAAAUGGAUAAUCAUAUAGAUUUAUUAACAAAUAAAUACUUUUUUUCUAUCAAAGUAAGAAAAUUGGUUUUGAAAAAAAAAUAUGCCCUUAUUUUUGAAGGAAAAAAAAUCAGACCUGUAUUUUUGUCAGAUCUUGAUUAAACAUCACAAGUUGGUGGUCUCAAUGUCAUGAACCACUAUUGUCUUAAGAUGAGUUAUCAAUUGUGUUGUCACACUUUGCUUAGCAAUUAAGAUUGACAAACAUCUUAAAAUCAAUCUUAGUUCUUUGUGAAAUUGUGCUGUGGUCACCAAUUUUUGUUAUCUAGUAAUGUUUUUUUAAUGUUAGCUUGAAGCACUUGUUUAUUUGAUUUUACCCAUACACUGAUGUAUGCACUGUAUACUCGGUACUUUCCUGAGUCCAGUGUGGAUCGAAAAGAAAAAAUCCAUUCAGCGCCUUGAGUACCUUGUUUGGUAGAUAGGUUUGCUAUAAUUAUAAGACUUUGAUAUUGUUAGUAUUCUAUUACUCGGGUUGGAUUCAAACCCACGAUCUUUGCCAUUCUAAAACAGAUGUCAAGGGUUCUAAUCCUACUUGGGGUAAUGUAUAAAUAUUUUGUCCACAGGACUUGGGAAAGUUUAGAGCUUAACACACAUCGUGUAUGGGUAAAACGCAGUAAUAUUCUUGAUUCCUGAGUCAAAUUUAUUCGUCAUGAAACACAUCGUUGUACUUAUUAUUACAGUCAAAACUUUUGUUCGAUUGCUAAUCAUGUAUUUAGCUUAUUAUUUUCUUUUUGUACAACUUUAUAAGAAAGUAUGGGAAGAGAACAUGCCAUUAAUGCUCACAA
Molecule: messenger RNA, 5227 nt
Organism: Asterias rubens (European starfish)
Lineage: Eukaryota; Metazoa; Echinodermata; Asteroidea; Forcipulatida; Asteriidae
Product: tetratricopeptide repeat protein 17-like
Exons: 22
Coding region: 14-3430 (1138 amino acids)
Biological process (GO): actin filament polymerization
Cellular component (GO): cytoplasm; actin cytoskeleton
Molecular function (GO): protein binding
Source: RefSeq, a predicted model, not a curated record